Aspergillus puulaauensis is the source of this 1419-nucleotide messenger RNA. RefSeq names its product actin family protein (gene ARP4). The transcript has 3 exons. The record is from RefSeq and is a predicted model, not a curated record. NCBI's taxonomy places the organism in Eukaryota, Fungi, Ascomycota, Eurotiomycetes, Eurotiales, Aspergillaceae. Gene Ontology annotation, molecular function: chromatin binding. Bases 1 to 1419 code for a protein of 472 amino acids. Gene Ontology annotation, cellular component: NuA4 histone acetyltransferase complex; SWI/SNF complex. Gene Ontology annotation, biological process: regulation of transcription by RNA polymerase II.
AUGAAUCCUUCAGUUCCACCUUCAGCUGCUGAAUAUGGUGGAGAUGAGGUUUCGGCUAUUGUCCUGGAUCCCGGAUUCUCAACCACGCGCGCAGGUUUUGCGGGCGAAGACACCCCGAAAUCGCUAAUUCCAACAUACUACGGAACAUACACUUCCGAGGGACAAGAAAAGCUCAUCUUCGGUGAUGACAUCUUCGUCACUCCGCGUCCCGGCUUGUCGAUCCAUAACCCCAUAGGCAGAGAUGGUGUUGUUGAGGAUUGGGACAUGGCAGAAAAGUUGUGGGAGUACUCGUUCACGUCGCGACUUACUGGUGCAAAACCUGGCAAUCCCUUAUACAAUGGCUUGAAUGAUAUACCCGAGGGCGAACUGCCGACUGAGAUGGAGGCUGUGGAAACUGACGAGAAGCCUCUCGCCGAUAGCCCUCUACUGAUGUCCGAGUGCAGCUGGAAUCCCACAAAAGCUCGCGAAAAGACCAUCGAAAUCGCAAUGGAAAAAUGGGGAACUCCAGCUUUCUAUCUUGCUAGGAAUGGCGUCCUGGCCGCGUUUGCUGCUGGCAAAGCUUCUGCUCUUGUCGUCGAUAUCGGCGCUUCCAGUAUAUCUGUCACCCCAGUUCAUGACGGCUUGGUUCUCAAGCGCGGUGUUCAACAUUCGCCCUUGGGCGGGGAUUACAUCUCCUCUCAAAUUCGCUCCCUAUUUAAGUCAAAUACACCACAGCCCGUCACCGUUACCCCCCACUAUUUAAUCUCCUCGAAAACUGCCGUUGAAGCCGGCCAACCUCCCCAAGCCAAAUACAAAACAUUUUCGCCGGAGAAUGCUCCUGGUGCUUCUUAUCGUAACCUCCUCGAAGAGCGAACGCUCUCUGAGUUCAAGGAAUGCGUUGUGCAAGUGUGGCCCGGCCCGACAAGACUCUCCACAACCAAUCCCAACGGCGUUGCCAAUGAGGAGAUAGCCAGAAGCUCUCCAGGGCGGCCGUUCGAGUUCCCUGAUGGCUAUAAUCAGGUGUUCGGCGUCGAUCGUUAUAGGGUGGUUGAAGCGUUAUUCGACGCCAAAGCCGCGAUUCCCGACACCGAUCCUUUGUUCCCCGCGCCAACACAAGCUCAAACGGUUCCGGAACUCAUUAAGGCUGCUUUGAAUGGUGUUGAUGUCGACAUCCGUCCGCAUCUCUUAGCUAACGUCGUCGUAACUGGAGCUUCAAGCUUGCUUUAUGGCUUCACGGACCGCCUCAACCAAGAACUUAUGCAACUCUACCCGGGACCCCGAGUCCGGAUCUCUGCGCCUGGGAACACCUCCGAACGCAGGUUCGGCUCCUGGAUUGGAGGAAGCAUUCUUGCUAGUUUGGGUACAUUCCAUCAAAUGUGGAUUUCGAAGAAAGAGUUUGAUGAGCACGGUCCCAAUAUUGUUGAGAAGCGAUGCAAGUAG